UUUUGUCCAUUAACGUUUGCUAUGAAAGGACCAUGAUUAUUUAUUUUUUUUGUUUUCAACUUUGAUGUAUGCAAUAUUGUUUUAACAAAUUUUAAUGCUGUGUGGGCUAUAGGUCUUUUCUUAUCUAGAAUUUAUUUAUAAAGGUCACAAAAAGAGGAAAAAGAUUAUAUGCCAUUUUAUAGGGGUGAUUUAAAGAAAAAGAGGAAUUUUUCAAAUAUGUAUAAGCUUGAGCGCAGAAUUCGGAUUAAGAAAUUACUUUAAAUGAAAUUUUCCGUUUUUUCUUUUUCUUACAAUUAGUUCCAGGUUAAGAAGAUUCCACCUGGAAAAAUUUCAAACAUAUUUUCCUCAUCGUGAGUUUUGAGCGAAAUUCCACUUUUUCUAAAUUACAUACAUACGUAUCUUUCAAAUGAAAUGCGAAGAACUUGAUCGUUUUUUUCACGUUAAUUAUGAAGGCGAACAAGGAAUCCACUCUACACUAGGGAAAGUGUAAUUUUUAUUCGGGUAAAACUCAGGAUGUUUAAGUUCUAGUUUCUAGGCAAAUAAAAAUAUCUUGAGUAAACAGUUUUCACGUAAAACACACAUGAGAGCUGAAGCAGUGUUGCCAAAUCAAAAUUUGGACCAAAGUUUCGAAUUUGGCGAUUUUAAGUUUCAAUUGAUUGGACUAAUUAAUAAGAAUGACAAAUUACGGCUUUUUACAAAGUUUUUAAAAGACAAUAAUUUAUUUAAGUUCAAAAACAAAUUAAGUUAAGGGUACUCUUUUGUAUUUUCAGAUUUCUGAAGAAUGCAUUAAAAUGAAAUAUCGAGCUGCCCAAGAAGAUAUUACUUUAAGAGCGUAUUCCAAUGGUGGUAAGAAACUUACCCAAUAUCAGAACAACUAUGUCAUCACUCAUCAACAAGGACUAGAAUAACGUUGAUGCACUGAUUUGUAAAAUUUGGGAAAUUAAGUUGACCAAGAGGAUCCAAACGAGAGGUGAAAAACCCACCUCAACAAUACUGUUUCCGUUUGCGAGUUAAUGAUUUUGCCAUUUUAUGUAGUGUUAAUUCAGUCUACAAUGACUGAUUCAACUCAAAAUAUAGAAACUGUGCUUCAGCUUAUUUUUAAACGGCGCGAAGGUGGUGGUCUGUUAACAUUGGUAUUGCCCUUAUUUGUAUGAUAAAAUUUGAAAUAAUUUGUAAAUUGGUAUCUCCAAUGCCAACAGUCUUUAGUGAUGGGUACAAACGAAAGUUGUAAAUCUGUAGUGCUCCUUAAAAAGGUGUUUAAGGCUUUCAACAAAAAACUUAUAGAAACUUUUUAUUAAAAAAAAAGAAAAUAAUCCAUUUCAUGAACCAAUCGAAAUCGUAUUUUUACAACAAACUUUUACAUUUCUUCGUCAAGUUUCAAAAAUGAACUUCAAAACUCUCUAACGCGCAUGCCUCUAAUAUCCUUCAGAAAGAAACUCAGUUAUUCUUUUUUUUUAUGAAUGACUUGGGAAUUUUAUCCUGCAUACGGAGUCAUUAUCGCUGACAGGUGGUGGAAAUAAUAACGUUUCUCCCACAAAAAAAAAGUAUGUACAUUGAAAAAGCUCUCUCCAUGAGCAUGAGAUAUGUUUCCAUCUUGAUAUAAUCCAACUCUUCUCUCUAUAUUAUCGAGUUAUUCGAAUUAGACGACCGAAAGAAAUUUUUGUCAUUUCCCGUUUGAAAUUUUCCGGAAAAUACGUGCCGAAAUCUAUGGAUUUUUCCUUCUAAAAUCCCCUAAAAAAGUUUCAAUUCUUUUUCAAAAUCAAUUUGCAUUGAUUUCUGAAGUGAAAACCAUUAAGAAAAGUGUGAAAAUUCAAUGCUUUUUUGCAAAAAUUGGUGUGUGUAAAAAAUUAAUUUCUAUAUCUCCGGCGAGAUUAUACUCUUCCUUCAAACGAAAAUUACAUCCUACCCCAUGUCGAAAUCACACUGAGGAAGGGUAGUGUGUACCUCUCAGUGUGAGGGGGUGGCUGGUGGAUUUUUUUUCAGUGAAAUCCUUUCUUUUAUAUUUUUGAACCGUGAUUUGUGUAGGGAAAAAAUAAAUACGAGUACAGAGGUACAAGGAGAAAGUAUCUAUCUAUCUGAUAUUGUACUAGUAUCAUCUCUUUGGAAAAUACAAAAAAGAAAAACUUGAAAGAAUGAAAAAGAUAAAGUGAAGAAGUGAGGAUUAUCCUGGUUUCAUACGUGCUCAUCGCAACCCAAAUGUGUGUUCUUAAGAACUACGACAACGACAACUACAAAAACAACAACAUUUUUUUUCUGCUUUUUCAUUUGGAUAAAGAAAAGUAUCUACUCCAUCAUCAAGACCACACUACCACCAUCAAUACCACCACCACCGAAAUAAACGAACUUAUGAACGAAAAUAAUAAAACGACGACGAACUGAGUUGUAACUUUAAAAUUAAUGUAAACCUUGUUCCUAGAGCUCUUUGUAGUUCAGUAGCCUUUUAAAUAAAUAUUAAAAAAAAAAAUUCAAAUUAAAUUCAAAUAAAAUCUUUACAAAAUCGAAAGCAAACCGAUAAAAAACACAAAAUGGAACGAAUGUGGCGCAAAGUCAAUCACAGUUUCACUGGGCGAACCUCCAAGUCUACGGCCACAAUUCAGUCUACAGACACAACCUCGUCGGCGGGCUUUGGCGAAGGACAGAUUGUGGUAGCGGUUGCCAAUAAUUGUAGCAGCAGCGCUGGCACUGGAAAUCUGCCUUCAAGUACGGCAACUGGACGCCGGCUGGCAGCAAGUGGAGUCCAAUCGCAGACAGUGAUUACUCCAAAUCAACAAAAGUCCCUUAGCCAACAUGUUUUAUUGAAUAGCACAGCGUCGUCAGAGAGGCGACGUCGUCGAAGGAGGAAGAGCCGUCCUCGACGUAGUGGAGACACGACCUCGAGCGGAUUUGGCCACCAUCAAAUAAUGGAAUCAACGAACCAACAACAUCACCAUCACCACCAGCAACUAUAUCAGUCGCAUGACCAAGAACCGCUACCACCACCUCCGCCGCCACAACCACCCCAACAGCAGCAGCAGCAGCAGCAACAGUCGACGUCUUCGAGUGCACUUAUGAUGGGUGUGAGCAGUAGUGGCACUGCAUGUUAUCCCCCUAUUGUGGCGCCCAACAACCAACAACAAGACGUAUCUUUGCGACAACGUGCUGUUGCUAAGCUUCGAAUGUUCAACUUCCACCUGAACUGGGACCUCCAUAUGACUCAGUGCAAACCGUGCGGACCCCGGUCUGGAGGAGGAAAUAUAAUAACUCGUCGAUUGUGCAGGAAUCGCCGUCGGGACGACAACGAAUUGUAUCGCUCAAAUAGUUUUAAAUUUGAACGUUUCGAGAGGAGGGAAUGCAACGAGGAAUUCGCAGAUACUCUACAAAAAAAGAUAUCAAUCUGUGAUGACUAUAGCCUGCCCAUUGAUUUUGUGAAAAAACGACCGUCCAGCUUCGAUCCGUGUUUAGCUGAAGCGAUACCAAACCCGGAAACUUGGGUAGCGCCAAGUCCACUCUCAGAUCUUGUAAAUUUUAUAGAACCACCAUCAGCUACUCUUGGAGGAGGAGGAGCUACUGUUGUUGCUACUGCUGCUGCUACUACAUCUACUGCUCCACCACCGCCACCACCUCCAACAUCAUCUUCAGCUGGAAACGUUAACACCAGCACCUCCAACCACUUACAGUCUCAUCAGCCAUCACAACACCGAUCACAUCAUCAUCCUCCGCUACCAAAUACUAUAAAACAAGCAUCGGUUAAACUAAUCGAGGGUUAUUCCGACCCCAAGGAUACCAAGCGACCGAAAAAAGUCUACCACAAGAAGAGCAAGCCUCGCAAGGAACAUAAACGCAGUAAUUAUAGUUCGGAUUCAUCGGCUCCCAAAUCAUCUGCUGACGAAGACGAUACCAAUUCUGUCAAAGCUCCCGAACUAAACUCCCCAGACAGUAUAUCAGAAGACUUGGUUAGACCCUUGCCACCUUUACACCGAAGUCCUAGAAAACUAACAACUUUAAGCUCCGACGCCACUGCAAACAGCAAACGUAACCCAUCGCCAUACUACUAUUCAGAUCUCUUAAAAUCCAAGGACACCGACAAGGAAACCAAACAGAAAAGCCGUCAAUCAACAGCAUCCGAACCGCCACAAUUAACUCAGCAACCUGUAAUAGCAGGUGCUUAUAGAAAAAGCACCAGUCUUGAUGUGCCAGAGGUUGAACGCGAACAACCCGAAGGUGCAUCUGAUAUCCCCCAACAGCUUACUCCCAAACGAUACUCAUUCACUGAAGAAGGAGUUCGUAUAAUACGUUGCACUACCCCUUCAACCAGUACUUCGGAUGAUUCGGAUUGCAGCGAGUGCCAAAAGCGUCGUGAAUGGCAUGCUAGAGCCUUGGCGCUUGUGCGACAAACUUGCAAUAUUCAAGGUGUCGUCAGUGGUGACAAAGUCGAACUUCAACUCCAACCGAACCAAUUUAUACCGCUUGAGAGUGAGUUGCAAUCGAUGCCGCCACAUAGACUUCUAGGGCCAGCAGUUUGCGCCUGUGCCGCACCAACUAUUGGCGAUGAUCUAGACGAAUAUUUUCGACCACGAAGCAUCUUCUAUGUUCAUCCACAGGGUGUGCACGAGUGUGCUGAUUGUUCGGCCUCCACAAACAGCGUAAAUAAUCUUACCGAAGAACAACAAAUUACCGCAGAACAAUUAGAAGACGAAGGUGAAAUGUCGGGCGGACGCACACGUCAAUUUUACGAAACUGCAUUCGACUGCAAGAUCACAAAAUCCGAUGAUGAUUUGGAUGAAGUCGAUCGCAUUACCAAUCAUUCGGUGCUGCUUCAAAUCGAAAAUGGCAAUAAUGUUCCGAAGGCAAAGCCAUCGUCGGAUCGUAAGACCAGACUUGAAGGCAAACGCCUUAAGAAUUCCAAGAAUCAAGCAAUUCAAGAGAAAACAAAUGCCUCAGCGACAGCAGCUGCCAGUGGAACCACCAAUUCAAGUAGUACUGUGGGAAGUGGUGGUGCCAUUGCUGGCAGUGUUACAGCCUUAUCAAAUGAUCUCGAGAACGUCCACAUCGAUCACAAUACAAGCGUUGACCAGAUGAACAAUACAACGUCCAACUCGCAGCUACCCAUGCGCGGGUAUACUCCAUCGCCGCCCUCGACAGCUCCCCUGCCAAUGAAAUUUCCCAGCAAACACGAUCGGUUUUUUAUGAAUAGCAUCAAGAGUGCGCCUAAUUUACCCUCGUCGAAUCCGGCCGCCCAUCCAAGGCUCAAGGAUCUACGUCUUCCGAUACAAUCACAUCAUCGCGCCAUGCAUGCUGCAGCUUCAAUUGAUAGUCAGAAUAGUAGCUUUGCAGAAAAGUCCAGAACUCGACCAGAACGACCGCGCUCAUUUGUGCUCGAAUCUGGCAGAGUUCUGGAAUUGCGUAAAAGUGGCGGCGGCGGCAGCAGCGGUCACCACCACCAUGUUGGCCAUGCACAAGCGUCGUCGAAUAACUCGUCACCGGCAAAUGGUCGGCGACACCAGCACAAUUAUUCAUCGACUGAAAGUAUCGCCACAUCGAGUAGUGGUGGCAGCAUGGAGUCGCUUCGCUCGAGCACCAGCGAAGGUAAUCGCAGUACUUCCAGCUCAGGGUCAAGGCACUCAACAUCGUUGAGUUCACAUAGCUCUGAGUCUGGCUCGAGUUUAGCGUUUCCUCUGCGAGCGCCCAUAGUCAUUCAUUCCAAAUUGCAUAUCUUAAGUCCGAUAUCGGACAAGUCAUCCCAAGAGCCGGCAUCCGAUGCAUCUGAAUUUCAGAAGAAUGCUUCUCCGGAGGAGCAAAAAGCAGCAACGGCCGAUAAUAAUCAGCAAGCUGUUCCUGAGGUUUUGCUGAAAAAACAGAGAAGACCUCCACCAAAUAAAACGUUGCUUCAUUUAGCUGACGAAAUUCUUGGUUCGGAUAGUGGAAUUUCAUUGCAUUCUCGUGGUGAAGAUGGCAAGAAAUCGGGAUUGCACAAAUUCACUUUGCCCAAGUUGAAUUUUCCAUCAUCCGAAAAGACAGAUAGUGGAAUUGGACCUAUUAGUGGUAUAGGUUUGCCACAAGACCUUCGAGAUCUUCCAUUCGAUAUGCCCAAAUUGAGAAGAAGGAAAACUUUGCAACAGGAUACCUGUACAUCGGGAAGUGCAACUUCAGUAGACUUGGGUGAUCUUCCAUUUGAUAUGCCAAAACUUCGCCGACGACUUCGUAUGAAUCAGACAGAUAUGACAAGCCUGCUUGUGCAUAGCACCGAAUCUAGUGGAAUAUCGCAGGCGUCAUCGAGUCAUUCAAUGCGCGAUGAAAACAAAGCCAUAAAAUUGGCAGACACAGCUAUCUUCCGUCAAAAUCUAACCCUAAACCUAAACGAGCCAGCCCGUUCGACCACGAAAUUCGGAAGUCUGGAUCUUCGUGGCAUCCCCUCGAAUAAGGAACUGAAUUUGAAUUUAAUUACUGGCUUCACAUCCGCCGUUGACUUAAUUGACAUUUCCGUUCCACUAGAGCGACAAGGGUGGUAUCAUGGAGCUAUCACACGCAUCGAAGCCGAGACCACCCUUAGGCCAUUGAGUGAGGGCAGCUUCCUUGUACGUAAUUGUGAGUCAACCAAACAAGAUUACUCUUUGUCAUUAAAGGGCGCUAAAGGAUUCAUGCACAUGCGAAUACAACGCAACGAUUCCGGUCAAUAUAUCCUUGGACAAUUUAGUCGACCAUUUGACUCUGUUCCGGAAAUGAUACGACAUUUUUGCUUAAAUCGUCUGCCAGUACGUGGGGCAGAACACAUGUGCUUAAUAGAUCCAGUCAUAGCACAGCUGCUAUAAGGAUUCAUUAAAGUUGUUGUUGAACAUCAUUCAUCUACUUAAGUGACACAUACCAGACAAUACAUAUAAAAAAAAAACAUUAUAUAAAUAGGUAUAUAUAUAGGCGAGUAUUAUAUAUGUAGUAUCGUCGUCGAGGAGAUAAUUAUUAUAGUGAAAGUCGAAACUAUUAAGGUAUAUAAAUUUAAACUAUUAUUAUGGAGAACCGUUAUAAUGAUGCGGGUUCCAUAAUUACAUAAAUUAUAAUUAUCAUGCAUUGUGAGAGAGAUUUACAUAUACAUUGUACGUAGAAGCUCUGUUUUUUUAAAUUAAGUUUGUUGAUUAAUUUUAAUUUUCACCUUCCGACAACUCUCAUAAAAUGGUCUCAAAGACCUGCGGGUGGUACGGAUCGAUCUACUCUUACGUAAGCCAUGUGUUGUGGUAAAUUUUGUGAUUUUAGUUUUUAUCUAGUGCACUAUAAAUAGGUGAAAGAAGAAGGCUACAGAAUGAGGAUUUUUCUAAGAAAUAUCAGUAGGUACUUAAUUUAUACUUUUUAAACAUGUUUUUUGGUAAGUUUUUGAGCACUUCGCCCAAAAAAAAAUCUUUUGAUUAAG
This is a messenger RNA of Episyrphus balteatus (marmalade hoverfly), 7378 nucleotides long. RefSeq lists its product as uncharacterized. NCBI's taxonomy places the organism in Eukaryota, Metazoa, Arthropoda, Insecta, Diptera, Syrphidae. The record is from RefSeq and is a predicted model, not a curated record. Bases 2526 to 6788 code for a protein of 1420 amino acids. The transcript has 10 exons. Gene Ontology annotation, molecular function: phosphotyrosine residue binding.